ACCCCGGCAGGUCCCGCUUCGUUUCACAACUCCGGCUCCUCUCCAGCGGUCCCUUUUCUUUUCCCCCUUUUUCUUCUCUCUUUUAAACCGGCUGUAGUAGAAACAUCCCCGGCAGACAAGCUUAGGUUCAGUCGAGAAGAUGCCUUGCCAGAAAGUUAUCCAUUUUGGGCAGCAAUUGUUUCGUCGGAAAGUGGUAGACUGUUCCAGCAACGACAGCCGGCUUUCGCGGUGCCUCAACACAUUUGACUUGAUUGCUCUUGGAGUAGGUAGCACCCUUGGGGCAGGGGUUUAUAUUCUGGCUGGAGCAGUGGCAAAAGAAAAUUCAGGACCUGCCAUUGUCAUUUCCUUUCUGAUUGCCGCUCUGGCUUCUGUGCUGGCUGGACUUUGCUACGCAGAAUUUGGUGCUAGAGUUCCAAAGACUGGAUCAGCAUAUCUCUAUAGUUAUGUGACUGUCGGUGAGCUGUUGGCAUUCAUUACUGGCUGGAACCUAAUUCUUUCUUACGUCAUUGGAACCUCAAGUGUAGCCCGAGCUUGGAGUGCAACAUUUGAUAAGCUUAUAGGAGAGCAUAUUGAGAAAUUCUUUUCCCGCUACAUGUCUAUGGAUGCUCCUGGUGUGUUAGCAAAAUACCCAGAUGUCUUUUCUGUUGUCAUUAUCCUAAUCCUAACAGGACUUCUGACUUUUGGCGUGAAAGAAUCUGCAAUGGUUAACAAAGUGUUCACUUGUAUCAAUGUCCUCGUCUUGGGCUUUGUGAUGGUGUCAGGUUUCGUGAAAGGCUCAAUAAAAAAUUGGCAGCUCUCAGAAAAUAGCUCACUUUCAGAGAAUUCCACAGAGAGUCUACGGGGUGGUGUUGGUGGAUUUAUGCCAUUUGGUUUUUCUGGAGUUCUUUCGGGGGCAGCUACGUGCUUUUAUGCAUUUGUGGGAUUCGACUGCAUUGCCACCACAGGUGAAGAAGUAAAAAAUCCCCAGAAAGCUAUUCCAAUAGGCAUAGUGGCCUCACUUUUGAUCUGCUUUGUUGCAUAUUUUGGGGUAUCGGCUGCUCUUACUCUCAUGAUGCCUUACUAUCUGCUCGAUAAAAAUAGCCCACUGCCAGUUGCUUUUAAGUAUGUGGAAUGGGAAGGAGCAAACUAUGCAGUUGCUGUUGGGUCCCUAUGUGCUCUUUCUACAAGCCUGCUUGGAUCCAUGUUUCCAAUGCCUCGGGUUAUUUAUGCGAUGGCAGAAGAUGGAUUACUAUUCAGAUUUUUGUCACGUAUCAAUGAGAGGACAAAAACCCCAAUGUUAGCUACAAUAACCUCAGGAGCUGUUGCAGCUGUCAUGGCCUUUCUCUUAGACCUCAAGGAUCUUGUAGACCUGAUGUCUAUUGGGACACUUCUAGCUUACUCCUUGGUGGCUGCCUGCGUCUUGGUACUAAGAUACCAACCUGAGCAACCUAACUUGGCCUAUCAGAUGGCUAGUACUACAGAGGAGACAUACAUAAAUGAAUCUGUGAGCACAAGUGAAUCACAAACUGCGUUUCUGCCGGAAGAGGAAGAGAAAUUAUCCUUAAAAGUUCUCAUCCUCCCCCAAAAUACAGUUCCUUCCAAACUUUCUGGGUUCAUAGUGAAUGUCUGUACUUGUGUCUUAGGUGUUCUUAUUGUCAGCUUCUGUAGCUUGGCUGUCCUUGCCAAGAAGGAUCUGAUGAGUGGAUCAAUAUGGGCCAUUAGCAUGCUUGUUGUCCUCUUCCUCAUCGGCUUUGUUUUCACAAUCAUCAUUUGGAGGCAACCUGAAAGCAAAACCAAACUCUCAUUUAAGGUCCCUUUUCUCCCUGUCCUUCCCAUUCUGAGCAUCUUUGUGAAUGUUUAUCUCAUGAUGCAGCUGGAUAGUGGCACCUGGAUACGAUUUGCCAUCUGGAUGGUCAUAGGCCUGGCGAUAUAUUUUGGCUACGGCAUAUGGCACAGUGUAGAGGCAAUUUAUUCAGCACCAACGUUUCAAGAAAGAAGUAUGGAUAACAAUAUGGAUACUUGUAAAUGACGGCCUUCUUACUCGGGAGGUUAUUGAUAUCACUAUUACCGCACAGCAGGAUACUUUUCUCUCCCAAAUUCUGAAAGAACUUUUUUUAUUGGUAGAAUAUCAGGCGGGCUCUCAUGUCCCCUUUAACAUGGGGAUGCAGCUGGGAGGGAUCACAAGGAAAACAAAUACCCAGACUCGGAUGCACUCCCAACAACACUGUUACUUCGUGCUGACAGCUAUUUCUCUUCUUUACCCUUUGAAUAGAAAUUGCCUUUCAGGGUAGAAGUUUACUUCCAAUGUUACUGUGGGAAUAAGAUUCUCAAUCUUGUGAAUCAAUUCCUGGCUACUGGAUUGGAGCACACUUUACAACAUUUCUCCAAAAUCACCAGAACUAAACUUAAGCAAACCCAAACCAAACCAUACAUAAACUCUCUUACAUGUUUAUAAACUGUACCCACUUCCCAAGACUGGAAUGAAACAACAACAAAAAGGAGUGGUGCUAUUUAAACAUUGUGCUUUACAUAUUUAAAGAGGGGUGAUGCCUGAGUUUUAGCAUCCAAUGUUACAGCCAUCUCCUUUAGCAAAAGAUGGACAAACCAGGCUUCCUGCAGCCCUUGGAGGCUUCUGUACAACCUGCUAGCUGAAUUCCUCUCCUGUGCUUCACACAGCUGUGUAGCUAUGAGGCAGAGUCUGUUGCUUAUGGUAGAACUGCUGUGUAGAAAGUAUGACUUUCAAGUAUGCAGCCCUGCCAAACCAAGGACAAUUGCUCGCUUGGGAUGUUAUUCACAUUUCAGCUCAGACAGUCCCGGUCAAAGGCAGCCUCUGCCAUGCUUGUAUUUUAAGAUAAUAUUGUGCGGUAAAUCACCGAUACGCCCUGUGACUGAGAAAAGACAACAGUUUCCUGUCAUAAAGAUGGAAUUAAUAAAGGAGAAUAUUUGUAGCUCAGGGUUGACAUGUAGGGUCCUUGGUGAUCUCUGAGCUUGCUUGUUUUCUUUCCUUACCCAAACUAGGUAACAUCACCAGUGCUGGUCUAGUCUAUGUUACUCAGUUUGGUUAAUGAAACACCCACAAGGAGACAAGCCAGCUCAGAGAGCACCAAGGACCCCUCAAAGAUGAAAUUGAACACAGGGUUCAUAGGUCAAACUCAAGCAUUGUUUUUACUGUUAUGUUUGAAAUAAUAUAUUUAAAAUUAAUAUUUUAUUGAAGGAGAGGUGUGACAAACGCAGCUUUUCUGGUACAGAGUAGGAGCCAACAUUAGGUUUUUGCCUGCGGGAUAUUUGGGACUGUAGAAUACAAGGUUCUCACCUUAUCCUGUUAGGGCUGACAUUUUCAAAUAGUUCCAUCAGAUUUAAAAUUCAAACUCUGUUAUUUCCUCUGUUUGCCCCAGAUGGGACAGGGGAAAUCAUAAAAGCAUCUAUGCAGAGGGAGAAUCACCUCCUUCUAAAAAUCUGGUUUUUCCAAAGGGAGGGUUAAAAGUCUGUACACCGGUCAAAUAAUAUUGAUGCUUGCUGGUUUGAUGUUCUAGUAAAUAGUGUAGAUGAUUAUUGUACUUUUUUCUUUUACACUGUUAAACCUCAGAGGCUUGAAUUUAUUAUUACUUGUUCGUGGUGUUUAUGUCUAGCCCCUUGAUGUGUUGUAUUUGGCCAAGCUAUGUGGAAAAGAAUAGCACUUAGAAGAAAGGGAAUUCAUUUUAAUAGAGAGACUGUGCUUAUUUUGUGUGAGGAAAUUUAGAAGGGGGGGGGGGUAUUUAUUUAUGGCGCUCCCUAUGUUUUGUCCAGGUUGCACCCUAGUGCUUGAGUCGAGCUUUUGACUUAAGGUUUUCCCAUCACCAUGGUGAUUGCUGAGCAUUUUAGUGGUUACAUCUACCUGUCCGGAAGGUUGGAAAGGAGCUUCUGCAGACAGUGUUGACUCAACUGGACCAAUAACAAGACAGUUUAUUGUAUUUGAUACUUCAGCAACUUCCUCUUGCCAUCACAAAAGUCUGUGAAGGCUACAAUUACAAUGAUGAAGGUGUUCUUUUUAAAGGGCUUCAGCGUUGAACAAUUGAGAAAUGCACAAUUUAGUUUGAAUCGGCCAGACCUUCCUCAAGUAAAUUGGUCUGCUCAAGGUGAUUUGGGAAGCCCUCAGGGCUUGUUAGAAAAUGUUCCUUUCAGAUGAAAAUUUAUAUGUGACUUGAAAAUACCUAAAACUUUGUGUUUUGGGUUCUUCUGGAUGGAAUCCCAUCAGGUCAUAUGAAACCUUGUUUUAGAGUCUGUGAGGAGUGAGAUGGAGCUUGUUUUGAACUCUUCAUUCUUAGCUGAAUCAACCUAUGUGGAUUGUUUCAUACAUGACAAAAGUCCUUUGCAGAAAUCUCUUCUGUAUGGUCACAUUUCAUAUCAUCCAUGCUGAUUCCAACCUUUUACUUAUUAUUAAAUGACACCCUAUUACAUGGACAUCCAAGCUUUUGGCUUGCCAGGGCCGUAAUGAGUGAAGAUGAUUUUCCUUGGGCUGCAUAUCCAAUAUAUUAUAUAGUUAGUAUAUACAAAUAUUAAAAGUUUAUGAUCUUGUGAUCUUGUCGCAUUACUAGCUGUCCAGGGAAACAUGCAGGCUGCAGGCCACAGGUUGAACAUGCCUGCCCUACUGCAUCACUGUCUUUGAAAAUGGCCUAGAAAGAUGCUGUCAGAUUUUCUAUAAAAGUCAAAUUACUUAGUCAUUAAAAUUUAAUUUGAGAAGGCUCCCUAAGUAAUUUUUGGAAGUGACUUAUUUUUCCCCCUUUUGUUCUUCUUAAGUAGAUAAAUCCAUUCUGUGUGUAGGCAGUUGAUAAAACUGAAAGCAGCCUGAAGAAUGUGAUUCUCAAUUUGGCAAUUGCAUUUCCAAAGGACAGUAAAUCCGUACAAUAUAACUUAGUGUGGUUGAAUUGCAUUGUUUAGUCCAAUUCAUUUUUAAACUUAUUGAUGGACCUUGAGUUAAUGACCACAAUUGGGACUGGAAUUUCAGCCACCAACAGAUGCGAUCAUUAAAAAAAGUCAGCAUGUGACUGGAUCAAGAUUUCAUAACCAUUUUACUUGGUUGUUAAAUGAGUUAUGCAGUCAUUAAGCAAAUUCGUCUGCCCCUAUUGACUUCACUUGUCAGAAGCUGGUUGGGAAGAUUGGAAAUUGUGACCAUGUGACCACAGAACGCUGCAACUGUCUUCAAACGCUCAAAUCGUGAUAACAUGACUGGGCAACAGUUGUAAAUUCGAGGACAAGUCAUAAAUUACUUCAGUGCCAUGAAUUUGAACAGUCAUUAAUUAAAUGAAUGGUUGCAAGUUAAGGGCUACCUGUACUAGGGAAAAUAGUAUUAGAAAAAGCCUUAAACACUGGAUAUCAUGUUUGGUUCUGUAUGAUAGAUACACGCAUACAGUAAAAAGCUGUUCCUUUUCUGAUGUGGCAUUUAAGGAAAUGAUUUUGGAGGGAAAUUCUGUCACACGUGAAGGAAUAUUUUAAAAAGUUUUUCACACAUACAUCACUAGUGGGGAAAAAAAUCACAGAUUAACGAAAGCAGUUUCCUGGGAUAACGGCUCUCAAAUCUCACCUUCAACUGUCAUAAUUCCCAUAGUGUAGGGAAUUUGGGGAGCUGAAUUCCGCUACAUCCAAAUGACACCAGGAUGCGAGACAUUGUUCUGAGUAAGGUUGACACAUAUCCAAGACUUGAAUGAGUUUUGCUUUUCCUCUCACUUGAGAUUCAACAACAGGAGAUGUUAGGCCUGGGGAAAAAGUUUUCUGGGAGAAAGACUUGCUAAGAACUUCUUGUGGGAUAUUCUCAUUAUGGCUAGCUGCUUUUGUCUCUAUGGAGAUGUUUAUAGCUCAUGGUGGUAUACAGAGACUAAGACAGGGAGCAGGGAACAACCCUGGACCAGUAAAUAUAAAGUGCCCCAAACAGGGAACCCACUUGCUCCUGGUUCUGAAAUCUCAAUGGAGAAACAUGCAAAAGCUUGAGGUCUAAUGGUGAAAACCUAAAUGCUGCUGCUGUAAGUUUGCUAGAGUGAAGAAUAUUUGAGCUCAUCUUUGUAAAUAUAUGAGUAACUUAUUAUUUUAAUAUUAGGAUUAUUUUGUAUAGCUGCUGGACGCUUUGUAUACAAUCCUGUUCUAUAGUUUUUCUCAAAAUAUACAGCUCCCUCAAAGAAAAUGUACAGUUUUUCUUAAGGGAAAACUUCUUAAGGAAAGGACUUAUCGAUAAUUGUGGUUUUGAAUCUAUGGAAGUCACUACUACUAUCAGGAAUUGCCUGUUUUAAAAUCUUAAUAGGCUUUUAUUAGCCUAAGUCCAAAUUUGCAAACCCUGUGUGUGCAGAAGUAAAAAAAAAAAGUGAUUUUCAAUAACUAGAUACUCUUCAAAUGUACUUGAACUACAUGUUUCAAAACUGGCAUAGUAGUCUGAAGUUUUUAAUUCUCCAUACCUGGAGGAUAUCUAAUUGGGAAUAAGUGUUGCUUCCUUAAUGCAUGGGGUGGGGAAGAAACAUGUGCAACAUAAAACAACAUUGACGAUUUCUACUUGAUCAAAACAUUACCAUAAAAAUAAGUUUUACUGAGUCAGAUUUAUGCAAAUUAAUCUCCAAAUUAAUUCCAGUUACAACUCCAGCUUUUCAAGAGCAACAAAUUGCUUGCUCCUCAGUUCCUUCCAAAACCAAUGGCAGUUAUCAAUAAUCUGGUAGCACCUUUUUCAAUUAACCAAUUUUAUAAAAAGGUAGAAGCUUUCAAAUGUGUUAGAAAAAGUGCUGCCAGACUUUUCUUUCCUGCUGCUACAGACUCGCAUGGCUAUUCUCUUACAAUGCUGUUUAUGUAAAUACACUAUUUUCGUGCAUUUGCAAGUUAUUGUGAACAAAAAUGCAAUCUAUUUUGUUAAUAUUUUCAAUUGUUAAAAUUUUACAAUUGUCUUCAAAGUAUUUUAUUUAAAUUUGUAUAUUUUGUACAUUAUUUCUGCCUUUCAUGUUUUAUUGUCACCUUUUCAUCUCCAUAUCUGCUUUUACUCAGUGCGUUGAUAAAUAAGAGAUGUCUCACCAGUGUUCAGCAAGUAGUAAAACUUUUAACCUAGCCAGUAAAAACUUGCAACAACAAUUUUCAGGUUUCUACUUUUAUGUCCAUCAAUUCUAUUAAUCCUCAUGUACUUAAUGGAAUUGUGUACAAACACUGGAUCGUAGAAUAGUCUGAUAAGGUGAGGAUUUCUAAUUCCUUUUAUUAAGCCAUUUUUUUAAAAAAAGAAAUACUUUAUUAAAUAUGUUUUUAUCAGUUUGUGAAUGGAUAAUUAUCAACAGGAGGAAGCAGACUAUAAGUGGCUUUAUUUAUAUGUAGAAUAAAUAUGCUUUCAAGGGUGCUUAAGCAGAAGCCAAGUUCAGAUAUAAGCAUUAACAGAAUUUGUAUUAUCACUCACUUUGGUAGGACCAGUUUCCAUAUUACCUUCAUUGUUUUAACAGUACUGCAGGCUGGUUGAACAUCCUUUAUAUGCCACAGCUUGAAUGUGUAUGUGAAACUUUGUAAGCCCAUUAUUUUAUUGGGAGUAGAGGAGAGAAAAGAUGAUGUAUGUGUCUGACUUUCCUGUUAAACAGCUCAUCCUCACCUUUUGUCACUUUCUGAUACAUUCACAUAUAUCUGCACACACACAUACAGAGCCUGCACAACAUGAGCAACUGGUUGUGGGAGGAACUGUUUGUUCUCUGUCACCCACAUGUGCUAGAUUUCCAAUAAGGGAUGUGUGUAUUGAAGCCUGCUUUCCUGGAUGAAUGCCAUAUUUGGCAAGGUCAAAGUGCUUUGUAUAUAUGAUGCUGUCUCAAAUAAUUGCUGAUUGCAAUCUGUUGCCUUUCAGUAUGCAUAUCCUAUUUUACUAUGUGGUGUAUUUACAGGGUAACAAAAUGAAACAAUCUUACUUAAGUUGUACAAAAGGAGUUUUCAACCUGUGUGAAGCAUUUACCAAAUUCAGACAUAUGUUGUACAGAUACUAUGUUGGGGGGUUCUAAAUUUGAAUUCUAAGUUUGAAUUCCAAAUUCAUGCAUGCAGCUUGGACUGUUGUAGAGUUAAAUAUGCAUGUUAUAGAGGGUUCCCCCCCCCCCCAGAGAGGAAGGGAAUACGGUAAAGUUCCAUUGAUGUUUAUCUUCACAGUAAUUAGAAUUUUUAGUUGGUUGAGACUUACGGUCCUAAAAACACCCUCUUAAGAAAGAAUGUUCAAUGCACUAUUGCAAAGAGUAAACUUUGCUUCUGAGAAAUUGUACAUAAGGUAGUGCUACACAUUUAAAUUUUAUAUACUACUGAAAUUAUAUCAUUGGUGCCUUCUUGUGAUACUGAAGGAAGUGUGAGAGCUUUAGAAAAAGUUAACAUGGAAAUAUAAUGAGUAGGUUUCCCCCCCACCCUCCCUGUCAACUUCUUAUUGCAGUGUUCCACGGUCUGCUGCCCUUUAUAUGUAGGGGACUAAACAAUAUGGCCAGUGGGCACCAGGUUGGGAAAGCAUGUUUUAACUCUCUGAUAAUAAGUUCAUAGUAGAUCGUUCCUCUUUGCGAAACUGGUUAAUAUUUGAUAAUACGUUUGUGCAAGGCAUUUGAGGGAGGUGAUCUGCAGGCAACCUUUCUUUAAAGUAUUAACACAGCCAUAGCCUUCGUAAGGCUUGUGUGGGUGUUUUGAAAGAUGUCUCUGCUCAUCUGCAUUUGUGUGUAGAGAUGACACAAAAGGACCAUCUGAAAGCUGUGAAUGUACAUCCCAUGUACAGAUAACCAGCUGGUAGCCUUGAAGAGCUCCUCUCCUCCCUCCUCCCCUCCCUCCCUCCAGAGGUGGGUUGCUGCCAGUUCAGUCGAACUGUAGUAGAAUUCAGGCCUGGGUCGCAGAACCAGCAGCGUUUCUCUGGUGUCUUCUGCUGUUGCCGGCAUGAUUCUGUGCAUGCGCAGAGCAAUUUUUAGUCGCAUGCGCAAGCAAUGCGUGGCCAGCGCGUGUGCAGCAUACCAGUACUAACUGGUUCAGGAACCCACCCCUGCCUCCCUCCCCCUCCCUCUCUCUGCAAUAGUAAUGUAAAUUACCUCUUCCAAAUGUUUCACACAAUUCUGAUUGUUACAGAGACUCAUGAUAAGGAAUAAUUACAUCCUGUAAUGCUCCUUAUUUCUGAAGCAGAGGCCAAACCUUAUGAAAACUGUGCCUGACUUUUUGUUAAAAUAAACAACAACAUUCAAACCUAGAAUUCCUCAGGGUAUAUUUUCUCAUUCUUCUUGGCAUACAUCCUAAGAAAAACCCUGCCAAGUUUAUUAAGUUUUCUAGAUGGUGAGGGAUCUUAACCAGAUCACGCCCGUGCUUUGUUUUGCAAAGGCUGGAAGGGUGGUGAGUGAUGAAACGACUGAGUUCCUCUCAUUUCUGUUGUGCCUUUCAAUGUACUUCUGCUCCCGGCGGGUACAAAGAAUCAGUGUGGCACUCUUUGGAGUUGUAUGUUACAAUCUGUUGGAGAAUAUGAUGGUUUCUUUGGGAAUACCCACCUUUUGAUAAUCAAGAAGCCAUGAAAUAAUUUGUUCAUAUUUUUACUGAGUAAAAUGUAUAUAAGUUUUUCUUCUAUUUUUCUAAUGAUUUUCUCAGAAUAUAUAAUGGGUUCAAGAUAUAGUUCCUUAAACCUUGAUCCUGUCGGAUGCUUCUGCCUCUUCACUGGAGCUUCUGGGUUUGUUUGGAUUUUGGCUUCUCCCUUCCUUCCUUCAAAUACGAAGCUUUGUUUUUUACUUUAUAUGUGAAACUUCAUUUAGAGCAAGGCCUCUGCUUCAACAACAAACCUCUGUUGAGGGAUGCUGUAAAUGUCUCCCUUUGGAGAGUGAGGGUUUUUUUUUUUUUUUUACUUUAGAGAUCAAUUUGUAAAUACGUAAAACAGCUUGAAAUUUAAAUGAUGUUAAUUUUGUCUUGCCUGUUCUAAUAAAUGUUUCUGUUUAAACAAAUAAGUUGCGUGUAAUUGCUGUUCCGUGUAGGAAUUCAACUUCUGAAUUUUGCC
Messenger RNA from Thamnophis sirtalis, 9946 nucleotides. RefSeq names its product solute carrier family 7 member 1 (gene SLC7A1). NCBI's taxonomy places the organism in Eukaryota, Metazoa, Chordata, Lepidosauria, Squamata, Natricidae. Gene Ontology annotation, biological process: L-ornithine transmembrane transport; L-arginine import across plasma membrane. Gene Ontology annotation, cellular component: plasma membrane. Gene Ontology annotation, molecular function: L-lysine transmembrane transporter activity; L-ornithine transmembrane transporter activity; L-arginine transmembrane transporter activity. The record is from RefSeq and is a predicted model, not a curated record.